This is a messenger RNA of Penicillium olsonii, 1884 nucleotides long. NCBI's taxonomy places the organism in Eukaryota, Fungi, Ascomycota, Eurotiomycetes, Eurotiales, Aspergillaceae. The record is from the annotation of a GenBank genome assembly.
AUGUUUGGCUGGGGUGCUGGACUGGGUAAGCAUUCUCAUUCGAACGAUUCAUUGCUCUUCCAAACCUCCCCGUUGAUUGUGCCCCUCGAUGGCCCCGCGUUGUGCUGGCCCCUGGGCGGUCGGCCAGGAACCUCCGCCACCGUCACUGUCCAAGUCGCGUGGAAUGUGGCGCAUGACGCCCUUCCUUCCGCCAGCUCGGAGCCGGAGAAGGAGCGCAAACCCCCCGCGGACCCGACGCCACUCGAUUUCCCCGUCUAUAACCUCCCCGAUGUCGUCUCCAAUGACUCCGAGUCGAGGCUCGCAGAGAUGUCCGAUCUCCUGGCCGACAUCAAGCGCCCACAGGACAUCUCCAUGGACCGCUUCCGGCCGUUGAAUCUACAGAUGGAGACCGACGUGCCCGUCAAUCAAAUGAUCCCCAAGGACACCACACAUCCUAUGGCCCCGCUGCCGUGGGAAGACACCAGCGUGCCUACGGAAGAUAAUCCACGACCCUUGAUGGGCAAUGGGGCCCCGUAUCCCCCCAAGGAACGAUAUGAGACGCUCGAAAAGGAGAUGGCGCUCGACAACGACGACACGUUCCGCGAGGUGGCUCGACUGCCGCCACGCCCUGGCCGCGCUGGGGUUCGAGUGACGCAGUCAAGGAAGUUCUGGAUGGGAUUAGAGCGCAUGGCUCAGUACUGGGAUACCAGUUUAGACAAUUACUACGAGCGCCCGGCAACCCCCGAACAAACGCCUCCAUCCGAAGAGGAGCAGGGAAAUGAUACAAUGCAGCUGGACGAAGAGGCCAGGAUCAAGGAUGGACCGGGAGAGAGCAUGGAUAUCGAUGAGGCACUUGCGGUACCCAACGAAGCAGACCUACGACCUGCCGUCACCAUGUACACCGGCCGUCGAAUGGGGACUGGUAGCGAGAUGCCUGACGAAACCCGCGACGAGACCAUCCGUGCUUUCGUGGAGAUGGCGGCAUGGCCAUUCGGAUGCCAAGUGACUGUUCCAACGCUGGCCCCACGAUUGACCACCAAAAACCUUCUUUUCCCCGUUCGACAAACGUUCCAGUCGUCGCGAUCCCCGCGUGACCGCCAGCUGGCUCGCAGCGGAAUGCUCGAGGGCCCGGUGCUCAUCUCGCAGUGUCGACCCGAGACGUCUUUCCGCAACCCUGAAGAUACCCCGGGCACCGGCCUCGGCGAGGUGUGCGAUCUGUUCCGCGAGGUGGGCGGCAUGCUGCUGGCGGCGCAAGAGCGAGCUCGUGAAGGUGCUGUGGAGCGCCAGCCCGGCGAAGGCAAAUGGUGGACCACGGCUCCUCGCUUUGGUGGGGCACCGAAUGAUGGCAUCCUGGAAGAUCUCAUCAGCCAUGGCACCGGGAUGUUCAUGUCUGAAUCCAUGGAAGACGUGCGCCCGGCUCCUGAGGCCAAGCGCCGCCAGUUCGAACACCCAUUCUCCACGUCGCUUUCGCGCAGGCCCAGCGCCAUGCGCCGACUGACGAGCAGUGAGAAGUGGAAGAUUCUACAGCCGGGACCCAGCCUGUGGGAUAAACGCAUGAGCUACAUGCAAAUCGGCAAGGUCCAGGAGAGUCCCUUUGAUGACAUUUACAUGAUCUCCUCCAUCAACCACCACGUCUCCAUCCUUCAUCUUCGCGUCCACCGACGCUACCUCGAUAUCCUGACCGACGGCCACAGUGACUACCCCACCGAUUCCGAUGAGCAGCCGUGGCAUGUCCUGAAGCUCCAGCGGACCCGAUGGCUGGAUCUAUUCGAUGUCAAUGACCGCAUCGAAGCGCUGCAGGGUGUCUGGCAACUGUUCCAUCACCAGCUUAGACUCACGCGUCGUGAAGGCGAUGUCCCCGUCACGAUAGAACUUCCCAUAGAGCAUCUUCCCAUAGAGACUUGA